AUGUUCAUUCUGAUGAUCAGCUAUACCCUAAGUAUUUCGGCGCUGGUGAAAAUUCCUGCAUUAAAUGAGUGGUCAGGAUGUAAAAUGGAGACUUGUCUGAGAAACAUGUACAGAACACGCAACUUCUUCACGGUCACUGUGUACGCCUUCACACUAGUUGUUUUCUUCUCUACAGGUGAGCCCAAAAAUCAUGCGAAUUUGUGCGCCGGUCUAUUAAUAAACCAAGACCAAUGCUUUUUCCAACGUAAUUAUCCGGAAAUGAUGCGAAUUCUUGCAAUCGUUCGAUGCACUCUGAUGCUGCGAAUCAUCGUCGAUCCAAUACUGUCUUUCGCAACCGAUCUCCAGAUACGCCGCAUAUUCUUGACGAUAAUUGGCUUGAAACAAGCGAUGGCCUAUGGUUCGUCACGAGUAUUCGAAAAGUCGUCAGAUGGUUCUGGCGGAGAAGUGGGAAACGGGAUAAGUCGCGCUUCUCGCAGCCAAACAGCAUCUACCAUAGGUUCUAAUCUCCCAUCAACAGUGAAACUUUAG
Messenger RNA from Cooperia oncophora, 528 nucleotides. The record is from the annotation of a GenBank genome assembly. NCBI's taxonomy places the organism in Eukaryota, Metazoa, Nematoda, Chromadorea, Rhabditida, Trichostrongylidae.